This is a messenger RNA of Neoarius graeffei (lesser salmon catfish), 4865 nucleotides long. RefSeq names its product general transcription factor IIE, polypeptide 1, alpha (gene gtf2e1). The transcript has 6 exons. Gene Ontology annotation, cellular component: transcription factor TFIIE complex. Bases 250 to 1584 code for a protein of 444 amino acids. Lineage: Eukaryota; Metazoa; Chordata; Actinopteri; Siluriformes; Ariidae. Gene Ontology annotation, biological process: transcription initiation at RNA polymerase II promoter; transcription open complex formation at RNA polymerase II promoter. The record is from RefSeq and is a predicted model, not a curated record.
GGCAUGUCCAUGCUAGGAGGCUGCUGAAGGUGGAAGUGAUCCCACACUCUGUGCAUUUCUCCCGGAAACAGGCUGAAACUCUGUUUAUCUCUGCACUACUGGACCAAUCUGUUGAAGCCACUGUGUGUUUUAUGUGCAUGUCACCUGAUUAAUCAACAAACCCCCCCAGGACAGGCGUCAGUCAGACCCUGUUGCUCUCCGACUUUACGCUUCCUUCAGUGUUCUUUGGACGGCCUCCAGCUGUGUGUGAUGACCGAACCGGAGGUGCUAACCGAAGUCCCGGCGGCACUGAAGCGCCUGGCCAAGCAGGUGGUGCGUGGUUUCUACGGCAUCGAGCACGCCCUGGCUCUGGACGUGCUGAUCCGCAAUGCCUGCGUGCGUGAGGAGGACAUGCUGGAGCUGCUCAGGUUUGACCGCAAGCAGCUGCGCUCCGUGCUUAACACCCUGAAAGCCGACAAGUUUGUCAAGUGCCGGAUGCGCGUGGAGACGGCGCCGGAUGGCAAGACCACGCGCCACAAUUACUACUUCAUCAAUUACAGGCUGCUGGUCAAUGUGGUCAAGUACAAGCUGGACCACAUGCGGAGACGCAUCGAGACGGACGAACGCGACUCCACCAACAGGGCGUCGUUCCACUGUCCCAACUGCCGCAGCACCUUCACCGACCUGGAGGCCAACCAGCUGUUUGACCCAAUGACAGGGAUGUUUCGCUGUACAUUCUGCCAGACCGAGGUAGAGGAGGACGAGUCGGCCAUGCCGAAAAAAGAUGCGCGGACCCUGGUUGCCCGUUUCAACGAGCAGAUCGAGCCCAUUUAUGUGUUGCUACGGGAGACUGAAGAUGUCAACCUGUCUCAUGAGCUAUUGGAGCCAGAGCCGACAGAAAUCCCAGCUCUGAAACAGAGCCGGGAGCGUGCAGCUCCAUCCGGAGGUCCGGUGGGGGCUGGAGCGGCAGGUCGGGAAGUCUGGAGGACGAAGGGUUCGUCCUAUGCGGAUCUGUACACGCAGAACGUCGUGAUCAACAUGGAUGAGCAGGAUAGCCAGCAGGGCCAGGCAGCUGAGGCCAAAGCUCCCAAAGAGAGACCGGUGUGGCUGACUCAGAGCACUGUGCAGGGCGCUUACAACGAGACCGACGCCCUCAAGGCCGCUGGCGAAGACUCCAUGGUAACCCAGGAAGGUUUGGCUGGACGUGGCCAUGCGCAGGAUGAGAACGAGGAAGUGAUGCGUGCUCUCCUCAUCCAUGAAAAGAAGAGCGCACCUGCACCAGCGGGCGGAGCCAUCCACAGGACAGUCAUCCCGGCAGCCAAUGCCAGCGACUCGGAGAGCGACACCAGCGAAUCGGACGAGGACUGUCCAGUCCAAGCCAUCGCUCCUCCACUGAAGCCAAGCAGACUGGACGAGGAGGACGAGGACGAGGAGGACGAUGAGUUUGAAGAGGUGGGAGACGAUCCGAUGGUGAUGGUGGGAGGAAGAGCAUACUCGUACAGGGAAGUGAGCCAGAGACCAGAGCUGGUGGAGCAGAUGAGCGCCCAGGAGAAAGAGGCCUACAUUGAGAUGGGGCAAAACCUCUUCCAGGACAUGUACUUCUGAGCAGCCUGUUUCUCUCACUCUCUCACACUCUCUCGUUCUCGCUCUCUCUGACCUCUCGCUCUCUUUCUUGCUCUCUCACUCUCUCUGACCUCUCUCUCUCUCUCACUCACUCUCUGGUGCUCUCUCUGACUCUCUCUCUCUCUCUCUCUGGUGCAUGCUUUCUCUCGCUCUCUCUCUCGCACACGCUUUCUCUCUCUCUCUUGCUCUCUGACUCUCUCUUGUUCUGUCUCUCUCUUGCUCUCUCUGACUGUCUCUCUCUGACUCUGUCUCUCUCUUGCUCUCUCUGACUCUGUCUCUCGCGCUCUCUCUCGCACACGCUUUCUCUGACUCUCUCUGACUCUCUCUCGUUCUCUCUCUUGCUCUGACUCUCUCUUUCUCUGACUCUCGUUCUGUCUCUCUCUCGCUCUCUCUGACUGUCUCUCUCUCGCUCUCUCACACACUCGCUCUCUCUGGCUGUCUCUCGCUCUCUGUCUCUCUCUGACGCUCUCUGUCUCUCUCUCGCUCUCUCUGACUGUCUCUCGCUCUCUCUGACUCUCUCACACUCUCGCUGUUUGACUCACACACUCGCUCUCUCUGACUGUCUCUCGCUGUCUCUGACUCUCUCUCUCUCUGACUCUGUCUCUCUUGCUCUCUCUCGCACACACUUUCUCUCUCGCUCUCUGACUCUCUCUCGUUCUGUCUCCCUCUCUCUGACUCUGUCUCUCUCAUUCUCUCUCACUCUGUCUGACUCUCUCGCUCUCUGACUCCAUCUCUGUCUCUCUCUGACUCUCACACUCUCGCGUUCUCUGACUCUGUCUCUCUCGCGCUCUCUGACUCUCUCGCUCUCUGACUCUGUCACUCUGGCUAUCUCUGACUCUCUCUCACACACUUUCUCUCGCUCUCUCUGCCGCUAUUUGUCCACUCUAGCUCCUUUCAUGCUCACGUCACCACUGUAGUACCACGCUGUUGCCUUUAGAACACUGGCCCACACUAUAUGGAGAAUUGAACAGACUCCCACAGAGAGGUGCAGUAUUAUUCUGUUCUACAGGACUCCUCAUGAUGGUUCUUUUCACUCACUCGCACUAGUGCCACACAGUCAAGGUAUUUCUGUCCUGAAUACCAGAAUAAAUAUCCCCACGCACGCACGCGUGCACACUGCUACAUGUUUGGUUUUCAGCCCCACACUCUCUUGGGCAAAUAGCAGAAGGAUCAGUGUUUAAGUUGAUGUCUGGAUACAGAGUGACCUUCCAGAACGCCUGCAUGAUUAUUACAUGUUGAUUUUGCCGUUUGAGACGGCAUAGAUAUACGUAUUAGAGACCGAAAAGGUUGAUGGCGCUGUCUUACACCGAGUCACAAUACUGGUUACUCCCUUCCUAUGGAUGAAAGUAACACAGAUAAACUUCUUUCCAAAAAAAAAGCCCUGCAGAUGUAUCUGAAAUGUUGAUGUUCGAAGUUUUUUGUGCAACAGCGCCGUGUUUGUGUUGUCGAAGCUUAUGUUGUGAGUUAACCUGGUGUUAGCCUGUAUACUGUAUGUAUCGUCUAAUUUUGGGUUACUCAAAGCAUCUGUUUUGAAAAGAAUAAUUUAGCUUUGCUAGAUCAGAGGUCUGAUUUUCAUAAAUUCAAGGGAGGACACAAGGUUAUUUUAGUGGUGGAAUGAUCUCUGUGGUCAUCAGACCUAAUUUGAGUGUGGAAGAAAUUAUUAUUAUUGUUAUUUUUUUUUUAAACCAUUUAUAGUAUAUUAUAGACUAUUUAAUUUUUGUAUUCAAAGGGUCAAACUCAUUAUAUGAAGGUAAAGCUGAUGUUUUUAGAAAAAAAAAAAAUCACUGAAAGAACAAAAAAACAGCUUAAGUAGAGCAUCCUAAGUUGCCUGUCUGGGUCUCAUAUAUAAAAAUCACACACACACACACACACACACACACACACACAAUGCUGUGUAAAAGUUACCUGUUGUUGUUAUUAUUAUUAUUAUUAUUUUUUCUUUUUUUUUAAAGCAAAGGGUGGUCACACAAUAACUCAUUUAUUCAUGUUUACUGAUUUUUAUAGUAAUUUUUGUGUGUCAUUCACGGAGCAUUUUAUUAAGAACACUAUACUAAUACUGGGCAGGACUUCCUUUUGCUGUGGCACGGAUUCCACAAGACAUUGGAUAUUGGAAACCUUCCUUCCGUGUUGGACUUCAAUCCGGUGACUGGGAAGGCCACUGAAGAACACCGAACUCGUGCAUGAAACCAGUUUGAGACGACUUUCGCUUUGCAAGAUGGUGUAUUAUCGUGCUGGAUGUAGUUAUUAGAAGAUGGUCAUGAAGGGAUGCACACGGUCAGCAACAAUCCUCCAGUAAACUGUGGCGUUCAAGUGAUUGAUUGGUAUUAACAGGCCCAAAGUGUCCCAACAAGCAUUCCCCACACCAUUACACCACCCCCGCCAGCCUGGACUUUUGAUAGAACACAGGUUGGGUUCAUGGAUUCAUGCCGCUGCUGCAAAUUCUGACCUUACCAUCUGUAUGCCUCAGCAGAAACCAAGAUUCAUCAGACCAGGCUACAGUUUUGCGGUCUUAAAUUGUCCAGUUUUGGUGAGCCUGCGCCCACCGCAGCCUCGGCUUUGUCCUUGGCUGACCGAAGUGGAACCCGACACGGUUUUCUGCUGUUGUAGCCCAUCCAGCUCAACCUUUGACAUGUUGUGCAUUCGGAGAUGCUUUUCUGCUCACCACAAUUGUACAGAGUGGUUAUCUGAGUUACUGUAGCCUUUCUGUCAGCUCCAACCAGUCCGGUCGUUGAUCUCUCUCAUCAACAAGGAGUUUCUGUCCACAGGACUGCCUCUCACUGGAUGAUGGUUUUGCUUUAUUGCACCUGUCCGAGUAAACUCUAGAGACUGUUGUGGAUGAAAAUCCCAGGGGAUCAGCAGUUAUAGAAAUGCCCCAAAUCAGAGAUGGCUAUUGGUGUAAACCCCCCCACACACACAUUCUGGUGGUCGAUGUGAACGUUACUCGAACCUGCUGGCCCGUAUCUGCAUGAUUUUAUCGGUUGUUCUGCUGCCACAUGAUUGGCUGAUAUCAGAUAAUUGUAUGAAUGAGGAGAAGUAGUACACGUGUUCCUAAUAAAGUGCUCAGUGAGUGUAUACAUCCCUUCAAAAUGUCGCAAGGUAUAAAUAUUUCAUUAUAACGAUGCUAAAUAUCCUGUUUCUCCCAAGUCAAGUUAUGGACAGUAUUUAGGGAACAUUUUAUUUAAAAAAAAAAAAAUCCUUCAUUUUGAAACAUACGGAAGCCGAGAGAGGCCCUUCACAUAAUCCUUUUUUUUAUUCACCUUGUU